CCAUUACUUUUUCCUUUUUCUCAAUUAUGUCCAGGAAGAUGGCUCUUUGGGUCUCCAGAGGCUUCUGGACAGCAGCUGUGAUGAUCAUGGUGGUACUGAGGAUCCCAGUAACUGAGGGCAAAGACUCUCCGCAGGAUUUCGUGCUCCAGGUUAAGGCCGAGUGCUGCUGUUUCACCAACGGGACGGAGCGGGUGCGGCUCCUGAGCAGACAGAUCUAUAACCGGGAGGAGGUCGCGCGCUUCGACAGCGGCGUGGGGCAGUUCCUGGCGGUGACCGAGCUGGGGCGGCCGUUCGCCGAGUCCUGGAACCGGCAGAAGGACAUCAUGGAGCGGAGGCGGGCCGAGGUGGACUCGGUGUGCAGACACAACUACCAGGCUGAGGAGAGAGCCAGCCUGCAGCGGCGAGUGGAACCUGCAGUGACUAUUUUCCCAUCCAGGAUGGAGGUUCUGAACCACCGCAAUCUGCUGGUCUGCUCAGUGACAGAUUUCUAUCCUGGCCAGAUCAAAGUUCAGUGGUUUCGGAAUGACCAGGCAGAGACAGUUGGCAUCGUGUCCACUCCACUUAUUAGGAAUGGGGAGUGGACCUUCCAGAUCCUUGUGAAGCUGGAAAUGACUCUCCAGCAAAGAGAUGUCUACACCUGCCAAGUGGAACACUCCAGCCUCCAAAGCCCCAUCACAGUGGAGUGGAGGGUACAGUCUGAAUCUACCCAGAGGAGGAUGCUGAGUGGCAUCGGAGGCUUCGUGCUGGGGCUGAUCUUCCUCGGGCUGGGCCUUAUCAUCCAUUGCAGGAACCAGAAAGGACCUCAUGGGCCCCCACGAGGCUCCUGCGCUGAUGCCUGAGGAUACCUGGGAGUCUGUCUUCUGUAAUGCCUGCCUGUCCUUGCCCAGAAUUCCCAGCUGCCUGACAGCCUGUCACAUAGGUCAGUUCUACAGUGAUUCUGACACAAGCUCCAGGUCACCUCUUGUGACCCCUCUGCCCCGAGGAUCUGGUUAUGAGUCUGCUUCCUGUAUUGGCCUCGGAGCCUCUACUUAUGUGCUCCCUACCAGCAGCAUCUACUCAGCCCUUAAGGAUUUCUUCACUGAUUGUGCAGGAGAAGCACAUUGAAGACAUUUAUCUGUAUAUAGAGAUUUUAUCAUAAUUAAACAUGA
Hyaena hyaena (striped hyena) is the source of this 1148-nucleotide messenger RNA. RefSeq names its product SLA class II histocompatibility antigen, DQ haplotype C beta chain. NCBI's taxonomy places the organism in Eukaryota, Metazoa, Chordata, Mammalia, Carnivora, Hyaenidae. The transcript is spliced from 6 exons. The coding region runs from base 27 to 839 and encodes 270 amino acids. Gene Ontology annotation, biological process: immunoglobulin production involved in immunoglobulin-mediated immune response; antigen processing and presentation of exogenous peptide antigen via MHC class II; positive regulation of T cell activation. Gene Ontology annotation, molecular function: MHC class II protein complex binding. The record is from RefSeq and is a predicted model, not a curated record. Gene Ontology annotation, cellular component: MHC class II protein complex; membrane.